Purpureocillium takamizusanense is the source of this 1220-nucleotide messenger RNA. It is a transcript of the gene ARD1, whose product is annotated as N-terminal amino-acid N(alpha)-acetyltransferase NatA. Gene Ontology annotation, cellular component: NatA complex. The transcript is spliced from 2 exons. Bases 42 to 830 code for a protein of 262 amino acids. The record is from RefSeq and is a predicted model, not a curated record. Lineage: Eukaryota; Fungi; Ascomycota; Sordariomycetes; Hypocreales; Ophiocordycipitaceae. Gene Ontology annotation, molecular function: protein N-terminal-serine acetyltransferase activity; protein-N-terminal-glutamate acetyltransferase activity. Gene Ontology annotation, biological process: N-terminal peptidyl-glutamic acid acetylation.
AGCAGCAGCAGCAGUAGCAGCAGCAUUAGCAAUCACCCACCAUGGACAUCCGGCUCCUCACCAGCGCGGACCUGCCGCUCAUCCAGCACGCCAACCUCGAGAACCUGCCCGAGAACUACUUCCUCAAGUACUACCUGUACCACGCGCUGUCGUGGCCGCAGCUGAGCUUCGUGGCCGUCGACGCCAGCCGCCCGCGCGCCUCGCCCUACGAGUACCCCAAGAUCGUCGGCUACGUGCUGGCCAAGAUGGAGGAGGAGCCCGCCGACGGCGUGCCCCACGGGCACAUCACCAGCCUCAGCGUCAUGCGCACCCACCGCCGGCUGGGCAUCGCCGAGAAGCUGAUGCGCCAGAGCCAGCUCGCCAUGGUGGAAACUUUCCAGGCAAAGUACGUGUCCCUGCACGUGCGCGUCUCCAACGCCGCCGCGCGGCACCUCUACGAGGACACGCUGCGCUUCAAGAACGAGAAGACCGAGGCCAAGUACUACGCCGACGGCGAGGACGCCUUUUGCAUGCGCCUCGACCUCGACGACAUUCGCGCGCAGGUCAACGAAGCCCUGGCCGCCGAGGGUGGUGGAAACGACGACGACAAGAACAACAACAACGCGACGACGACAACGACAACGAACGGCAGCGGUGGCGGCGGCAGCGGCGGCUCUGAGGGAGUGGACGAGGGUGACGCCGUGGGCGAGGUCGGCCGCGACCCGGAGCAGAACAAAAAGGCCGCCGCUGCGGACGGCGGGCCCAAGGAAGAGGGCAGGAAGAUCAAGGUUGCUGUCGGGCGGGGGCUCGGCGUCGGCGACCUGGUGGAAAAGGUCGAGAGUAAGCACUAGAGGGGGUGCAGCGUUUUCCUCCCGUCGUAGGUGCGGCCGCUCUCUGUGCUGUGCCCUUCCCCGUGGUAUGAUCUAGACGGGAGCGAGUAAUAGUGUUGGAAGAGGGGGGUCGCUUCUGCUGUUGUCGGCAGCCGAACUGGUUGUGGGAGGGUUGCGUGAGGGUUGUACAGGGCGGGUUUGAGAGACUGGCUGGCGGUGCAUUUGUCAUGGGGAAAGACGAGGGAGGGUUUUAGAGAAAAAAAGGCAUCUACCGUACCAUACACGGCAUCAAGGGUCAAGCCACUCAUCAUUUAUCGUGGUCAAGGCACAAGGAGUCGGGUUGCAAUGGGAGAUUUUUUCAUGUCAUUGUCCCACAUACAUCGUCACGCUUUAUCCAACGUUGCUGAAAAC